AUGCGCGGACCCCCUUCCAUUCGCUUGUCGAGUAUCUUGUGCAAGGCCGGGACGUCUUAUAGCCAUGAUUACGUGUACGGAGUGUCCGCGGAUGCCGAGGGGUCGUUCUUUCUGGCGGGGACGACGGAAGGGAGCUUGGACGGCAUAACCUUCAACGCGGGAGGUACAGACAUGGCCGCGGGCAAGUUGGACAGCGAUGGAGCUGUCCUGUGGUACUGGCAGGAAGGAAGCACGGAGGACGAUACCUUGGCCGAUGCCGCUGCGACGGACGACGGUGGCGUGGUGUUCGCAGGGUUUUAUAACGGCACACUCAACGGGGUCCCCUCCGAAGGGUUGGGAGACUUCUUUGCGAUAAAGUUCGACUCAGACGGAACUGAGGAGUGGCGAUGGCAGGACGGGACCGAGAAGGACGAAGUCAUCUUAACGUGCAGCAAGACAGCGGACGGAAACGUGGUGCUGACGGGCAUGACCCAGGGAGACUGGGUGGAGACAAACACGGGGCUAUGGGCGCUUGUGGCGGUCAAGCUAGACGUUACCGACGGGAGUGUCAUCUGGCAAUACCAGGCGGGGGUGCCAUCAUACAGCGUUGUGUCGCGCGGGGCCGCCUCGCGAGCGGACGGAUCGAUCGUGAUUGGGGGCAGUACCGACGGAGACUGGGACGGCGAGUUGACCGGGUACGCCGAUUUCUUUUCGGUGGCCCUGAACGAAGAUGGUUCAGAGCUUUGGCGGUUUCAGGACGGCAGCGAAUUCAGUAUAAGCUCAGCAUGGGGCGUGGCAGCCCUCUCGGACGGCUCUGUGGUGCUCGCCGGAGUCACAGACGGUGACUACGCCGAAACUAACGCGGGGGAGCAAGACUUUGCACUUGUCAAGCUGACCGAAGAGGGUGUGCUUGACUGGACUUGGCAGGAUGGGACACCGUACGACGAUGGCUUCGAAGGAGCGGCGACCGGAAUCGACGGCACCUCCAUGGUUUUCGUGGGCUACACCUACGGGACCUGGGCGGCAGAGCAAGCCGAGGAUGAGGAGGACUCGGACGCCGUGGGCAUGUCCAUGGAUGGCGACGGCACUUUGCUGUGGACGUAUCAGGCCGGCACCACCGGUUUCGAAACCUUCGUCGGCGUCGACGUCAGCCCCGACGGAGCCGCGCUGCUUGCGGGCUACUCCACAGGGACGUGGGAGGACUCCACGACUGAUUUCUAUGCCGACUUCGCCGGGGUUUUGAUCGCGACGGGUGCCGUGCCCGCCACCCCGGCGCCGGCCACCGUGAUCGCGCCAUCAACUCCUUCUCCUGUCACAGGCACUUCGGGAGGCACUUCGGAAGGGUCUUGCGGCGACGGCGAGUCGUUCCGCAUAACGUCGGACGUGCUGCCCGUUGUUGAGGGGUGCUACCAGCAAACAGAUUGGUCGUUCGACGAAGGAGACGAAUACGAAGAGUACACCGUCAGUGGUAUGAGCGGCUGGGAGCAUAUAGCCAUUUUGGGCAUGUCCUCCGCCUUUGCUGAUGACGACGGUGAUGUGAUCAUGCCGUUCUACCUGGCAUUCGUCUCCGAAGAAGACGAUGGGACCAUUGUUUAUUGCGUAUCGAACGAAGACGCCGUGACUGUCCACCCUGUUGACGCCACGUGGACAUGCGACCUCGGCGGCACCGGCACCUUCGAAGAUGUUACCGACGAGGAGAUUUCGAUGGACUGUGGGUGCACUGGCACCCCCGCGCCCGUUGUUGCGGAUAGUCCUGUUGCCCCUCCUACCCUGACCCCCAGCGUAUCGCCAGGGGAAUCGAUGUCUUCUUCUUCUUCUUCUUCGUCCGUCCCGCUUGGACCGCUUGUUGGUGGCAUUAUCGGCGGCUUGGCGUUUGUGGCACUCGUCGUCGGCAUCUUUGUGGCGAGACGCCGAGCGAGAGGUGAUCAGAGCUUCGGCAAUGCCCCUGCCCGCUCGAAAAAUUAUCCCGCUGUUGCAGGUGGUGCUGGCGCUGCUAAGGGAGACAUCCCGCCGCCUCCCCCACCCGCAUACACAGAGCCCCCUCCGCCCAUGGCAGACGCCGGGGAUAUCGACCUGCCACCGCCGCCAGCGUACUCGGAACCGCCUCCACCGUUCAGUGGUUGAGGCCCGAGAAGGAGGACGCCACCUCUACACGGUCGCCCCGGUGGUCCAGUGGGUAGCCUCGCAGCCUGCUAAGGGCCAGGUCAUGGGUUCGAGUCCCGGCAGGGAGAGUUUUUUUCUCACUAAAUAAAUCCUGGUCUAGGAUGAAAGCGACGCGCUGCAAAGCUCGUUUGUUAGUAAACCAUAAUCGACUUCGUAAGUCGCGAGGGAAGGGAUUGCUGUACCCUUCUCGCGAUAAAAAUACCUCAGGCAUGAACCGCAGGAGGGGGUCCAACCCCCCCCUCCUAUGUGACCCCGGUUGGGUCGUCUAGCUAGUAGAAGUGGAGGAUAGGGGCCAGAGAGAGGGGCAGACGGCAGAGUCCAAUGAUGGGAGAGAAACAAACAAACAACAAAAAACAGGAGUGGAUUCGGUCCCCGUUUUCACAGGAUGGGAUACUGAAGCACCGGCGUCAUAGAACGUGAUAACAAGUUGGUGGACACUGCUCACCCUGCCUAAUGACGCUCUCGAGGAUGAGCUCUUGUUCAUGGGCGUCGGCCUUGAGACUUUUGUCGGGAGGGUUCACACGGUUGUGGGUCGAGAUGGGAUGGCGAAACAUGCAAGCACCGACCUAAUGGUGUGGUUUUGUUCCUUUUUCUUGAUUCUGACCGUGUUGCAGGAUGCGAAAUAGGCCCGUUGUCGUGGCCUAGACUGCACUAUUAUAGUCCUUGAGUGAACAUAUAUUCGCUCCCUGCACAUUCGUUUUUUGUCGUUCGGUAGCUUUCGCGGUAGGUUCACACGGUGGCAGGGCAUGGUCUUUAGCAGAACCGUCUACUACAUGUUGUUUGAUUUAUGUGAUGCUGAGCCAAUUUUUUUGUUCGUGGCCGGCCACGAUCGACUUCGCUUAGACUACAGUUUCCAUCUUUUCACGUUGUUCCGUUGAUGUCUGCAGCGUUGCUUCGGAUAUCUAUUCCUGUGUCGAAUAUAUCUUCCUUGAAACAGCUUUCACGGGUAGCAACUAAUAGUCCUUUCGUGUGUGAAACCACGCUGUCACUUUUUGUGUUUUCGUGGUGAUAUGGGCGUGACAUCGGUCGCGAUUUGGUAACAUUUGUCUCGAAACCCGAGCACACGAUAUUGUCCGUGAGGUCGCUUUCGUUCUUCCUCUCGCCCUCAGUAUGGCGUCUGGUAGCACCAAAAGUUUUGUGACGAGGCGAGUUGAAUUGUCGUACUUGAUGCAGUGCAUAUGCAUACACAUGACAUGCACUGAACACAAAACAUACCUUUUUAUUAGGGCCGUUUUAAACAGAGC
Messenger RNA from Ectocarpus sp. CCAP 1310/34, 3386 nucleotides. The record is from the annotation of a GenBank genome assembly. NCBI's taxonomy places the organism in Eukaryota, Phaeophyceae, Ectocarpales, Ectocarpaceae.